UAAAAGAAAAUCUUCUUGAAAAUUGUUCAUGUAAGGACACACAGAUUCUGGCUGCAUUGUAUGUAUGUAGGGUCGCUCGGUGAUGUGUCUUCUUCAUUCUCUUUUACUUCAUCUUUGCCUCCUCACAUCUGCAAAAACACUUUCCCCCACGCCAGCCUUUAACCCUAAAAUCUUUAGUCUCUUCGUUUAUUCAUUCCUCCAUCAACGUUUACUUCCCGCAAUCCAAUAAUUAAAACAGAGCAACAGUUCGAUUUUCAUUCACAAGUAAUAUGAGAAACCCUUCUUCUGCUGCUAAAACCCCCUGUUGCAGCAAGGUGGGGAUAAAAAAGGGCCCAUGGACUCCGGAAGAAGAUGAGAUCUUAUCCAAUUAUAUCAAGAGAGAAGGUGAAGGCCGAUGGCGCACGCUCCCAAAGCGUGCCGGUCUGCUCCGCUGCGGCAAGAGUUGCCGUCUCCGGUGGAUGAAUUAUCUCAGACCCUGCGUUAAAAGAGGCCGCAUAGCUCCUGAUGAAGAAGACCUUAUUCUUCGCCUCCAUCGCUUGCUCGGAAACAGGUGGUCUUUGAUAGCUGGAAGAAUCCCAGGACGAACUGACAAUGAGAUCAAGAAUUAUUGGAAUACCCAUCUUAGCAAGAAGUUGAUUAGUCAAGGAAUAGAUCCAAGAACCCACAAGCCAUUAAACCCAUUUCCUUCUUCCUCGGAUAAUAUAGAAGAUAAUAAUCAUCUUGCAUCAACUUCAAACCCUAACCCUAAUCCUGAUUUUAAUCCUGGUUCUUUAGAAAGCGAAACAGCAGCUACUCAAAGCAAUGAAAAUUUCGUUUUCAAUCUUCAUAAUCAUAAUCAAAAUAAGAAAGUGGAGGAUAACGAAAUGGUGAUGGAUGGUUUCAUGAUGGGUUUACCAACUAGCCAUUCUUCAAACAUCAACCAGGAAAACUAUGUUAACGAAGAUACAUUCUCUUCAUUCCUCGAUUCCCUAAUUAAUGACACAGUGUUUAUGAGCCUUCACCAGCAGCAGCAGCCAAACCCAGUUCACCAACUCUCGAGUAGUCACCAUGGUAACAUUUGGGAAGGUGAAGUUUUAUCAGCUAUGCCUGGUUUAAGUGAGGAAGAAAGGGCCUUGGGUCGUCAUCACCACCUUGCAUGAAGCUGAAAAGGAAUUGAAUCAUGAUUAAAUAGGUUUGAUUAAUUACUUGUGUGAUUUUAUGGUUGCAUUGUUAUUAGUUCGAUAUUAUGUUUCUUUACUAGACUUGGUUUUCAUUUUCAUGUUGUUGUGUUCUCAAUUAAUAUCCAUUACUCUAUGCUGUAAAAAUUAUUUUAGAAAAAAUUUAAGUUAUUGUUGUGA
This is a messenger RNA of Mangifera indica (mango), 1337 nucleotides long. Its product is annotated as transcription repressor MYB5-like. Lineage: Eukaryota; Viridiplantae; Streptophyta; Magnoliopsida; Sapindales; Anacardiaceae. The coding region runs from base 270 to 1139 and encodes 289 amino acids. The record is from RefSeq and is a predicted model, not a curated record. The transcript is spliced from 2 exons.